Molecule: messenger RNA, 1186 nt
Organism: Rubroshorea leprosula
Lineage: Eukaryota; Viridiplantae; Streptophyta; Magnoliopsida; Malvales; Dipterocarpaceae
Source: the annotation of a GenBank genome assembly
GAGGCAAUUCAAUUAUUAGACAAAAACAGAUUCAAUAAAAGAAGGGGAAUAAAAUUUAAUUAACAAAGAGUAAAUAAAUUGCGGAUGGGAUUUAAUGAAAUAUGGAGGAAAUGGAUAUUGGAGUGCCUAAGCUCAAGUUCAGUUUUUGUUCUUAUUAAUGGAAGUCCAACAAAACAAUUCUCGAUUAGCAAAGGCAUACGACAAGGAGACCCGCUAUCGCCAUUUCUUUUCUUGAUAGUGGCAGAAGGGUUGAAUGGUUUAGUGGCCUCAGCAGUGGAAAAAGGAAUAUAUAAAGGAGUGAGGGUAGGGAGUGAAGGUGUCAUGGUGUCACAUUUACAAUUUGCGGAUGACACGGUAUUCUUCGAGGAGGCAUCGCAACAUAACAUAAGAGCAGUGAAGGCUAUUAUGAGGACCUUUGAGUUGGCUUUAGGACUAAAGAUCAAUUUCGGAAAAAGCCAAUUAAUGGGGGUGGGAGUAGAAGGGAGUUGGAAAACAGAAAUGGCAUACAGAUUGCACUGUAAAGAAGGGGAACUACCAUUUAAAUACCUGGGAAUCCCAAUUGGGGGGAACAACAGAAGGACAUCAAUGUGGCAACCAAUGGUACAAUCAGUUGAGAAGAAACUACCUAGCUGGAAGGGCCGACACCUUUCUAUGGAAGGUCGUAUCACGCUCAUCAAUUCAGUGUUGUCUCCUCUGCUCGUGUUCCUAAUGUCAGCCUACUUAAUCCCAAAAGGUUCACUCCAUUCCAUUGAAAAAAUUCGUAAACGUUUUUUAUGGGGUGGGGGGGCGGAGGAGAGGAAAAUAAAUUGGGUAAGUUGGGGGGAUGUGUGUAAAAGCAAAGAUAAUGGAGGGUUGGGAGUGAGAGAAUUGAGGAAGUUUAAUUUGGCUUUGAUGGGGAAAUGGUGGGGGCAUUUAGCAAAAGUAGAUGAGGGACUAUGGAAGAAAAUAAUUGCAGCGAAAUAUGGUAAGGGAGGGAAACAUUGGAUGGACUGGAUUAAAGAAAACAAUGGAGUGGGAUCUUUAUGGUGGAGAGAUGUGUGCUGCCUUAAUAUAGUGAAUGAGUGGAGAGUGUAGGAUGGAUAACGGAGGGCUUUAGAAUGAAAAUUGGGGAAGGAAAAUUAGCCAGGUUUUGGUGGGAUAGUUGGGGAGGGGAGGGAUGCCUUGCUAAUAAAUUUCCUAGGCUGUA